CCUUUACCUCCACUUUCCUCCACCCACCUACCACCCAACCCACAACGCCAUCGCCCGCCAUCAACCCACAUUCUCUAUCAUCAUUUACACAUCUAUCUCAUCGAGCACGACUUUCCGUUGAGCUAAUUCACACCCCUAUCCAUCCCAUCUACGCGUCACCCACGCCGUGCAGCUGUCAGCACGACCUUGGACAAUGGCAGACGACGCCAAUGCCUCGGCUGCUGUCAAUGCCGCCAAAGCAGUCGAGGGGCCAACGCGUUCUGCGGACGCGCCCGCCGUCUCUGUUGUCGCUGAGUUGAAACCGGCCGAAGGCGGUGAUGCGGUCAAGGCAGGUGAAGCCGGUGAGGACUCAGAGACUACCCCUACUAAACACAACUCCACCCGAGACGAGACGACCACCGCCAACCUAGACACGGAUGCUACAAUGGCAGGGGAUGAGACUGCUGCAGGCCUGACCGCCGAGGUAGCCAACGGUGCCCCAGCCUCAUCCAAGAAGUUGAACAACAAGCGCAAAUCAGGAGCUAGUGUGCCUGAGCACAAGAAGAAGACUCCCAGCAAGAAGAAGAAAGGUACACCUGAACUUCGUCUCAAUGUCUCGCCGGGCGAUUAUUGGUUCGUUGCAAUGCGGGGUUUCGCGCCUUGGCCGGUUAUCGUCUGCGACGAGGAGAUGCUCCCAGAGACUCUUCUCAGCAAGCGCCCUGUGAGUGCGCAGCGUAUCGACGGCACAUAUCGCGAGGAUUUCCUCCCAGAUGGCAAGAACGCGAAAGACCGUCGGUAUCCGAUCAUGUUCCUUGGCACAAAUGAAUUCGCGUGGCAAGUCAAUACCGACCUCCAACCCCUAAACAUCGAUGAUAUCAAGACGACAGUGGAUGGUGGCAACCAGGGAAAGAAGUCCAAAGCCUUAUGGGAGGCGUAUCAGAUUGCCGCUAAAGGUCAUGAGCUCCAGUGGUUCAAAGACAUGCUUGAGAACCACGAGAAGGCCAUGCAGGCUGACAUCGAAGAGAAGGCAGCUGCGGAGGCCAAGAAACAGGAGAAGAAGGAUAAAGCUAAGCGCAAGAGCAUUGCCGCUGACGACUCAGAGGACGUUGAGAUGGAAAACGCUGACGACGAAGGCGCCACCUCCGCUAAGAAAACCAAGGCAUCGAAGAAGCGCAAGAAGGAGCCUGAAAGCGACGGUGAGAAUGAAAAGCCAACGAAGACCCCGAAGACCAAGCUAAAGCUCAACAACAAGGCACCAAAAGAGGAGUCAGCCAUGAAACCGAAAAAGGACUCCAAGGUUAAGAAAGCCAAAGCCAAGAGCGACAGUGAGGAGACCGAGGCUGCAAAGGUUGAGGAGAAGCCCAUGACAGAGGCCGAACGCCUUGAGAAGCGUGAAAAAUCAGUGCUCUAUCUUCGACAUAGGCUUCAAAAAGGUUUUCUCUCACGCGACCAAGCCCCAAAGGAGGAAGAGAUGGCCAACAUGUCCGAGUACCUCAAGCAGCUGGAAGCCUACAAGGACGAUCUCGAAGCUGAAGUCAUCAAGAAGACCAAAGUACACAAAGUCCUCAAAGCGAUUAUCAAACUCGACUCCAUUCCAAAGGAAGAAGAAUAUGAAUUCAAAAAGCGCUCUAACGAUCUUCUUGGCAGCUGGACUGGCCAGCUAGCUGUGGAUGCGGAUGCUACCAACGGGCCCCAUGCUGAGCCUGCAACCAACGGUGUUCAGCAUGAUGAUGAUGCAGAGAAAGCAGGCGCAGCUGCCGUUUCAACGGAGAAGCCAGAGGAGAUGCCGGCCGAGCUGGAAACUGCCAAGGCAGCAGACGCUGACGGCGACGUUCCCAUGGCCGACGUAAGAGAUGAAACCCCGGUGGUCAAGGCUGAUGCUAGCUCCAGUGCAGAAGGCGCUCUGGUGGCUACAGCUGAGGCAACUACUGCGUAAACUAGCAUGGCUAUCUAACUACACUGCAACCAGGAGGUCGAUUUUCUGGCCCUCUAGCUCCAGCGUUAGCUCCCUAAAUUCAAAUGCGUUAAUCCCUCGCAUGGACGCAUUUCUGGGUUCCAGUUACCCUGAACAAAUCACAACCGAAUAGGUGCUUCACUUUGUAGAGGUGCGGCUUGAUGUCUUUGAUUUUGAUUUCUCUCCUAUCCACCUGAUGACGGCGUCUGGGUCUUUUUAUCACUGCAGGGGAUGCAAAACUUCUGUACAUAAUUCUGGGACUGGUGCUGGACUCAUUUGGUUGGGAAAGGAGGCGGACAUAUUACUUACAGCAUGCGUGAUUUAGCAAAGUUUGGCUGGAAGGCGGUAGUGUUUUGGUAGCAUAUGAAAGAAUCAAAUUGCUAAACCAAUA
This is a messenger RNA of Lindgomyces ingoldianus, 2324 nucleotides long. RefSeq lists its product as uncharacterized. Lineage: Eukaryota; Fungi; Ascomycota; Dothideomycetes; Pleosporales; Lindgomycetaceae. The transcript is spliced from 6 exons. Bases 194 to 1915 code for a protein of 573 amino acids. The record is from RefSeq and is a predicted model, not a curated record.